GUUCAUAUUGAAGGAAAAAAAAAGUUCAGUUUACAUUUCGACUCUGAAAGGGCCGUCAAGACAAGUGUUGUGUUCACUUAUUCGUUUUAAUUUGCUCUGUUUUUAAUAGAUAAAUAUUUGAUUUUGUUGUCGUCCUGAGAAAGAAACAGUGACAUGAAUUCACUGGCUGUCUUCAUCUUUGCUGUCCUUCUCUCUAACGGUGUGGACUGCAUCAGCCUAACAGAUGAAGACUAUAGGAUGGCAGACAAACUCUUCACAUUUGGUGCUGAAGCAUCUUUGAAAUACUUGGACAAUUUAAAAACGGCUGCAGAGUUUGUUGUGAAAGAAAAGCAGAUUAAGAAAACAGGAAAUGAUAUGCACGACUUGUGGAUUUCGCUGAAGGAGAUGAUUGAGAAGGUCAAUGCUGAGGAAAAAGCUAAAGGACAUGAUGAUUUCAUAGUGGCGCUCAGAGUUUAUAAGACACUGUGUAAACUCCUUUUUGAAGGUCUGCACCAGAUGGGUAAAGCACAUACUGGAGACAGAACUUUUACACAAUAUGGUUUUUUUAAAGGGAUCUUCAAUAAAAAGACAACAGAGGAGCUUUGGAAGUAUGUGGAGUUCCACUUCCUUCCUGGAGCUCCGCCAGUCUACAGCAAUCCAAUGGGUUUCUUCAGUCACAUUGUUUCCAAGAUACUGGCUCGACCCCGAGUGAUUGAAAUUAUAAAAGUUGCCGGGAAUAUUGUGAAUGACAUCAACGAACAUCUCCAGAGAUUUGAGAGGGCAUACGAGCAGUUUAUUAUAAAGGUCGGGGACAUUAUCACUCAAGAGAAGGAGAAAGAAAAUGAUGAGUUUCUAAUAACACUGAGAACACUGUCGCGACUGUUUGUGGAUUGCUGGGAUAAUGUUUUAGAAUACACUGAAAGUCAGGAGUUUCACAACAAGUACACACAUUCCUUAGAAAGAUGGAAUGAGCUAAGAGCUCUGAAAGACAAUGGAAAACGUCACAAGCUUUUUGACAGUGAGACUGGACGAAAUGUCUGGACUUGGGCAGAUCAGCAGGGUUUUAGUCUUGUUUAUGACAAAACUGCCCUUGAAUAUCAAGAAUGGGGUAAUGAGAUUUUUGGAAACAACAGAUUCAGCCAAUCCAACCGGGCUCUCAAAAAGGUGUCAACAAUAUACGGCAAUGCGCUGCAUGAGAGAAUGUCUCAGUAUGGCCUUGGGAUGUCUGAAGUGAAUGAUUUUCUAAUUGACGUCGAUGAGGCACUCACUGAAUUAUUAGGUGAACACAUUGUAAACAAUUUGAGGAGGCUGGGUUCUGAAUUAUGGAAUUAUUUUAAUAGUGAAAUUUUGCAAGUCUCCAAAAACAAAAAAAGCCAGCUGACAUCAGAUGAGGAUCCACUGCAACAAUUGCGUAAAAUUAAAGAAGCGUGCUUUGACGUCUGGGACAGAGUUCUCUUUGAGAUCAACAAACAUGUUAACGAUGAUGGACUUGAACAGUCAGUCAGGGAUUUUCAAGAAGUGAUGAGAGUUUUCAUUCAAGAAUUAGCAGGCAGUGGACAAUUAACAGAAAGAAAGCUCGUUGAAGCAGAAGAGACCCUUCUCAGUUUCAAGCAACUCAUCUUCGACAAAUAUGUAAAUAGGGUUGAUGGUUUGGAGCGAAUGAUCAAUGAUUCGGCAAUAACUCUUGCCAAAGUGAUGCUAAAGACUUUUUCUGCUACAAAUACUCUCCUGGUUAAUUAUCUGGCAUUUCUAAUGUCUGAUUGAUUUUCCAAUGUAAUUACAAAUUGCUCAAGUCAUAACUGGAAGGAUAAUAAGGACAACUCUUGCUUAUCCUUAAUAAAAGAAUACAUGAAAGCA
Danio rerio (zebrafish) is the source of this 1836-nucleotide messenger RNA. The record is from RefSeq and is a predicted model, not a curated record. Lineage: Eukaryota; Metazoa; Chordata; Actinopteri; Cypriniformes; Danionidae.